Molecule: messenger RNA, 6125 nt
Organism: Columba livia (rock pigeon)
Lineage: Eukaryota; Metazoa; Chordata; Aves; Columbiformes; Columbidae
Gene: HS3ST3A1
Product: heparan sulfate-glucosamine 3-sulfotransferase 3A1
Exons: 2
Coding region: 314-1504 (396 amino acids)
Molecular function (GO): [heparan sulfate]-glucosamine 3-sulfotransferase activity
Source: RefSeq, a predicted model, not a curated record
GAUGUCUCCGCCGAAGUUUGCCGCGGCAAGCGCCGCACGUGGGAGCCCCGCACCGAGCCCCCAGCGCCGGCGGCUCCCGGCCCCGCGUCCCCGCCCGGCCCCGGAGCAGCAGCGGGGGCGGUGGCGGCGGCGGCGGCUCCCGGCCCCCCCCAGCUGGGGGAUGCCCCCCUGAAGCGCCGCCGCGCCGUGGCCCCAGCGCUGGGGAUGCGGCAGCGCGCAGCCCCCCGGCACCGCUGAGCGCUGCGCGGAGGGGCCGCGCCGGGGGGCGGCCGCGGAGCAUGGCCAAGGCGCCCGGCCGCCGCCUCGGGGUAGCAUGGCCGUGAGCGCGGCGGCCGCCCCCGCCGCCGAGCCCCUGCCCCGCAGCAUCUUCAAGAAGUUCCUGGUGAUGCUCUGCUCCCUCCUCAUGUCCCUCUACGUCUUCUAUUGCCUGGCCGACCGCUGCCAGACCCUGCCCGGACCCAUCAUCGCCGCCGGCGCCGCCUCGGAGGAGGAGGAGGGCGGUGGCGGCGGGUACCUGGGGGGCUCGGCCGAGUUGCCCCCCUGGCAGGCGGCGGCGGCGCGGCGGAAGCGGCUGCUGCAGCGGCUCAAGCAGCGGCGGCGGCGGCAGGAGGCGGCGCCGGGCGAGGAGGUGCCGGCCGGGGGCGGCGGGAGCCGGGCCGGCGGCUCGGGCGGCGGCGGGGGCAGCACGGCGGGCACGCCCGGCACCCUGACGUUGCUGCUGGGCGAGGGCAGCAAGCGGCUGCCUCAGGCCAUCAUCAUCGGCGUGAAGAAGGGGGGGACGCGGGCGCUGCUGGAGUUCCUGCGGGUGCACCCUGACGUCCGCGCCGUCGGCGCCGAACCCCAUUUCUUCGACCGCAACUACGAGCGGGGACUCGCCUGGUACAGAGACCUCAUGCCCAGGACCCUGGAGGGGCAGAUCACCAUGGAGAAGACCCCCAGCUACUUUGUCACCAAGGAGGCCCCAGCCCGCAUCUCCUCCAUGUCCAAGGGCACGAAGCUCAUCGUGGUGGUGCGGGACCCCGUCACCAGAGCCAUCUCGGACUACACCCAGACGCUCUCCAAGAAGCCAGAUAUCCCCACCUUUGAGAGCCUGACCUUCAAAAACAGGACUACGGGCCUGAUCGACACCUCGUGGAGCGCCAUCCAGAUCGGCAUCUACGCCAAGCACCUGGAGAACUGGCUCCUCUACUUCCCCAUCGGGCAGAUCCUCUUCGUCAGUGGGGAGAGGCUGAUCAGCGACCCCGCGGGGGAGCUGGGCCGGGUCCAGGACUUUCUGGGCCUCAAGAGGAUCAUCACCGACAAACACUUCUACUUCAACAAAACCAAGGGCUUCCCCUGCCUGAAGAAGGCAGAAGGCAGCAGCAAACCCCACUGCCUGGGGAAGACGAAAGGCAGGACCCACCCCGACAUAGACCAGGAGGUGGUGCAGAGACUGCGGGACUUCUACCGGCCCUUCAACAUGAAGUUCUACCAGAUGACGGGGCAGGACUUCGGCUGGGACUGAGGCUGAAAGAAAUAAUUUAAGAAAAGAAAAAUAUAAUAUAAUAUAUAUUUUUUUUACAUAUUAGUAGAGAAGGGGAAAAUACAGAAAAAAAAAAUAGUUGUGCUGAAACAUGAUUGCUUCUGAUUUUUUUUUUUUGCUUUUUGUCAUUUUCUUUCUUCUCGCAGAGGUGAUGUGUCUGUCCAGAAAAGGAGGCUGUGAACAACCUGGUCCUAUUGACAUGGCCUGCAGCUUAGCUGCCUCCUUCAAUGGGCCCAAGGUUUAGCACUGUUUCUGCAAAAAAAAAACAAAGGUAAAAAAGGUGCAAAGUUUCCCUAUGUCCUCAAGUCCACCCCCAGAAGUGAGAGGGGUGCUUGGGGGAGCUCAGAGCCUCCCUGGAAGGUCAGCCAGGUUUUGGCUUGCAAAUGCCGUUUUAGACCAAACCUCAUUACUUUUGACAAUUAAACAGAAGAGGCUUAAUAACUAACUUGGCUUUCAAAACCUUACCUUAGGGGAUUUUUUUUUAUUGCAUGAAACCUUUGGUGAAAUUAUUUUCAUUUAUCCAAUUUUUUGUUUGACUUCUGCCCUCCCUAAAUCAAGCUCUUUUCACCAACCAAACUUAUUUUUCAUCUUACAGAAGCCAAAACCAAUAAUCCUUUGUUGUGUUUUGAGACAAAACAAUUUUGGUAGCCAAAAGUGAAAGAAAACAAAUGAUUCUUUUGACUCAAUGAUGAAAACUGCCAGGUAGUCAAAAGGCUCAUUCACGGGGGUUGGCUCUAAACCAGGGUUCCCCAUUGCCAGCACCAUGCACCCCUUUGCUGGGCUGACAGCAACGUGCAUUUCCCUGGGGGGGGGCAUGACCCAUUUGCAGGGAUUUGGGUGAUGGGCAAGAAAGGUCCACACUGAGAUGAUGCUUGUGAUACCCAUCUUAAAGAUGAUGGAGGACCCACCGUCCCACCACUCGUAUGCAGGGAACAAGUUCACAGUGUCUGGUGGAUAUUUAAGCCAUAAUGAAGAAUAUUUUAAGUUGGACCAGUCUUAAUAUAGCGGAGAAAGGGUUUUUUGGGAAAAAAUGAACAAAAGUCAUGUCCAGAAAGGGAAGAGAAUGAGGAGAUGCUGGAAGGUUUCUUGUCGUUUCCUAAAGGAGAACUGAGGGAGAAACAGGAACAGGAACGUGGGUUGUGCGGGGCUUUAAAAAUCAUCAGGCAAAACAAAUCUCCUGUUUGCAAUAACCAGGAGCUUUAAAUUCUUCACUUUGAUCCUUAUCACCUUUUUUGGCUGGUAGAAGUGUCUCAGCAACAGAAAUCUAUUAGUGAAGCAGGAUCUUGUUAUUACCGUGGGCUCAUUUAUCUGCUGUCUCUUUAUCUUCAGCAUUUUCUGGACUAUAGGAGCAUCUAAUUAUUGGUUGGUGCUGUAUAAACACAGCUCCCUCUCCCAAGUCUAACUUUGGAAAGGCCUGGAUGCGGUAAAACAAACUACAUGGGGGAUCAUCUGGUAACCUGGGUACCAAGCUCACCAUGUACCUGCACACCAGGCAAGAUGUUAAUAAAAUCACAGCAGAGAUUGCAAGGAGUCCCAAUGACACGAAGUCCCGGGACCUUCCUAUCCCCUGAAGACACACCGGUUUUAGAUGCAAAGCCCAUUUCCCAAGGUAAUUAAAACAACUUCAUUAGUGUUGUGAGGCCCCAGGACCUUGUUCCACCAUUGCUGCCCCAAAGCCCCACCUGAGCUCAGGUGUCCAUGCCCCAGCUGGUGAUGGGCUGGUGGCACCAAAGCCAGGCUGAGCUCAGGGGUCUGUUCUGACACAGCACAGCUCAGUGCCACCCUCACUAAUACCUUCAGGCUUUUCCCACCUUCUUGUUCCAGUGUGUCCCAUUUUAAGCCCCUUUUUGGCAAUGUACUGUGCCACAUCUGGGUAAACAUUUUACAUAACUGCCUUCUGCAAACGCCUUACAGCGGAAAUGCAGAUGGGGGGGUCACACAGACCCCCAACAGCCCUUUCUCUUACCUGCCUCCCUUCAGCCCCUCAAAGUUCAUGCAAGAGAUGAUGUGAGAAAAUCGGAGAUGGAUGAGCCUCUUUGGCUUCACAGGGUCGUGGUCCCUCCCAGCAUCUCUGCAGCUCAUUGCUGGAGCUCAGAGCUCCCAAAUCAGAGUCACAGAGUCCCAGCCUGGUGGGGGCUGAAGGGCCCUCUGCAGAUCCGCCAGUGCAACCCCUGCUCACGCAGGGUCACAGAGCAGAUCACACAGGUGGGUCCAGGGGGUUUGAAUGUCUCAGAGAAGGAGACUCCACACCCGCUCUGGGCAGCCUGGGCCAGGCUCUGGCACCUCCCAGCAAACAAGUUUCUGUUCCUAUUCAGAUGGAGCCUCCUGUGCUUCAGUUGAAGUUGGAAGAGUGUUUGGCUCUUGGUAAUGGUCUCCCUUACGUACCACUGGAGCCGAGGGCGGCAGCAAUCUGCACUCCGCCUGUGCUGGCCAGAUCAAGGGGGAAUGGGCUUAAGGUGUAACCAAAAGGGUGGGAGUUAAUUCAUGGGAAAACCUUUCUAACAGGAAGGCUUGUUGGGGCAGGACAGGGCCAUGGCCACCAUCCCUCCCAUGCUCUGCUCUUCCAUCCCAGUGCCAAAGCCAAGCUGGUGGCAAGGACAAGGCACCACUCACGGGCACGACUGAACCAUGCAGCACCACUGAGGCACCGAAUCCAAGGUUUUCCAGGCUGAAAUGAUUUAAGCAUGCCAUUUCUUUGGUAUUUCAAGGAGAUGUAAGGUUGGGCUGAUCUGUACAUGCCUUUGACAAGCAUAAAUAUCACUUAAGAGUAUGAUUUUUAAAAAAUCAAUAUAAUUAUAUUGCUAUUGUCUCUCAAACGGUCACAUUUAGACUGAUAAAAAGCAGCUUUAUAGUGCUACAGAUUGUUCUUCCCAUAUUGAACCGGCUAUAGCACUAGCCAGCACCUUCAUACAAAUUAAUUUCUAGAACUGCCAUCAAAUCACCGUCAUUAAAUCAGUAUAUAGCUUUGGUGUGUACACAAGCCCAGCUAUCGUACCUGCCUUUACAGAACUCUUCCCAGCACACUGAUCUCUGCUACAUAGCCAUACAUUCCCAAAAAUGCUUGAAUGUUUUACACCCACUGUUUUCUGAGGGUUUGAACCCCUCGGUGCACACUUAGGAAAACUAUCGGGGGAGCUGAGACUGUAAUUGAUUUUUUCGGCCUGGGCCAUAAGUAUUUUUGAAAAUCUCUCCACGUAUGAACAAUGGCUUUUAAAAAGAGGUCCCGCAAUCAAAUGCUUUGAACUCUAAUAACAUUUAAGCCUCUAAACUCUUUAGGUUUGUUUUAAAAUCCAGCCAUGAAGUUUAGAUUAUUGUAACCUAAGAAGAAUUGGAAGUAAACUAUCGAAAACUGCUCCCCUCUUAGGCCUACAAUAAUGAGCAUGUGUACUAGGAGAAAGCAAAAACAGCUAUAAAUAAAAGUUAAAGUGAUGUAUAAAGUUCAAUCAAAAAGAAAAAGCAGAAAAAUCAAUACAUUAACUAUGAGAAACUAAUUAGGUGUAUUCAAAUUCUUCUGGUUUCAAUAAACAAAUGUGCCAUUAGGCACUGAUGAAGCUCCGGCUUAUAUGCCAUGCAACAUUUAGAUUUUUAGAACAUGUAAAAGAAAAACAAAAUAGAACACACCUUUAUAAAGCAUCCUGUCAAUGUCAGGUGUUGAAUUAAUCUUUCACAUCUCCGCCACCCCGCUUUGCACAGCAGUGGCUCUUGGAGGCUUUGCAAAGCAACUCACACCGCUCAGCCCCACAAAUGGGCCACAGAAACCACCAUAAGCUUUGGUACGGGGGGCUGAGCACAAGUAUUGCACUUAUUCUUCAAAAAUCUGUUGGUUUGGGGUUUUUUUCCACUGAUGGUGACGUGUUUUGGCACAGGCUCCUAGAGCCCAAUUCAGACAUACAGCUGGAGGUGAGACCUCCCUUUACCCACUGCAGCCAAACCCCAAGUGCAGGAAGGCUCUUUGCAUCACGCUUCAACUGGCCACAGCUGGGAAAUUUCCGAGAAAUAGGUUUUUCUUUACCAGUGCAGCUUGGCAAAACUAAACCCGGACCCUCUGCUGUGGCAAUUCGCAUCACUGUGAUUUCUGGAAGGGCGAUGACCCGGCUGCUGCAUCCACCUUGUACUUGGUGCUGAUUUUGUGCCAUGGGGAGUUGUAUCAACUCUUAGGAAAAUGCUGCCACCCAAUAAUUUACACAGUUAAAAGGAAUAUAAACAUGCCAUGAAAAUCAGUAUAUGGGCUCCUCUACCUGGUAUUCGGGGUGAUCUCUAGGGCGCAGCACUAAGUUAAAUUUCCAGCUAUUAUUUAGCCAUGUCUACCCUGCACCGAGCAAUUUGGAUCCUCAGCCUCCUCAACUAUCCCAUAUACACACUGGCACACACAAUGGUAGGUGUCCAGAUUAGGAAAAGAAAACAAAAAUUGCCCAUUUUCUUAACGAUUAAAAAAAUUCUUGUUCGUAUAUAACGGCUUCUGGGUUUUCUCUGCUCCCUCCCCCUUGCUUGGUGAUACUGUCACCCUUCUCCCUGCGGUGCUAUUUCAGUAUGAAACAGACUGAUUUUUCAUUUAAUUUAAGAAUGAAAAAAGCACACGUUUAAUAAAGUUUACGGGUACUGA